This is a messenger RNA of Mirounga angustirostris (Northern elephant seal), 1551 nucleotides long. RefSeq names its product ATCAY kinesin light chain interacting caytaxin (gene ATCAY). The record is from RefSeq and is a predicted model, not a curated record. Gene Ontology annotation, biological process: apoptotic process. NCBI's taxonomy places the organism in Eukaryota, Metazoa, Chordata, Mammalia, Carnivora, Phocidae. The coding region runs from base 163 to 1551 and encodes 462 amino acids. Gene Ontology annotation, cellular component: cytoplasm. The transcript is spliced from 10 exons.
AGAACUUCAAAGCGAGGGGGGUUGAUGCCUGCUGACUCAGCCCCUCACCUGGGUUCAAAUUCCAGACCCAUGUGGAUGUCAUCAGCUCCCUACACCUCUGUUUUCUCACCUGUGACAUGGGGAAACCUCAUGGGGCUGGUCAAUGGUUCAGUUUAAUGAAGGAUGAAACAGUCUUUGCAUAUUGACCUGAAGGGCCACACGUGGGCAGGGGGCUGUUAUUACGAUAACUGUCCAAUAAAACCUUCAUGUGGCCCGCCUUCAGGAUUCAUCUCUGCUUCAAGCCAGCACUUCUCCUUGGUUCUCAUGGGGACCACUGAAGCCACACUCCGGAUGGAAAACGUGGAUGUGAAGGAAGAAUGGCAGGACGAAGCUCUUCCCAGGCCACUCCAGGAAGAGACGGGGAUGGACCCACUUGGCAGCCCCACGGAAGACACGUCCUCCCCUCCCAACACGUUGAACUUCAACGGAGCUCAUCGGAAGCGGAAGACACUGGUCGCCCCGGAGAUCAACAUCUCCCUGGACCAGAGCGAGGGUUCCCUGCUGUCUGAUGACUUCCUGGACACUCCCGACGACCUGGACAUCAACGUGGACGACAUCGAGACCCCCGACGAGACCGACUCGCUGGAGUUCCUGGGGAACGGCAAUGAGCUGGAGUGGGAAGAUGACACGCCUGUGGCCGCCGCCAAGAACAUGCCCGGGGACAGUGCAGACCUGUUUGGGGACGGUGCAGCAGAGGAUGGCGGUGCCACCAACGGACGCCUGUGGAGGACAGUGAUCAUUGGAGAACAAGAACACCGAAUUGACCUGCACAUGAUCCGGCCCUACAUGAGGGUAGUGACCCACGGAGGGUACUACGGCGAAGGUCUCAACGCCAUCAUCGUGUUUGCUGCCUGCUUCCUCCCAGACAGCAGCUCCCCCGACUACCACUACAUCAUGGAGAACCUCUUCCUGUACGUCAUCAGCAGCCUGGAACUGCUGGUGGCCGAGGAUUACAUGAUCGUCUACCUGAACGGAGCCACGCCCCGGCGGAGGAUGCCCGGCAUCGGCUGGCUGAAGAAGUGUUACCAGAUGAUCGACAGGAGAUUGCGGAAAAACCUGAAGUCCCUCAUCAUCGUGCACCCCUCCUGGUUCAUCCGCACGGUGCUGGCCAUCUCCCGUCCCUUCAUCAGCGUCAAAUUCAUCAACAAGAUCCAGUAUGUGCACAGCUUGGAAGAUCUGGAGCAGCUCAUCCCCAUGGAACAUGUGCAAAUCCCAGAGUGCGUGCUUCACGCCAGGCCGCAGCCAGAGUUCCUCCUGCCCAGGUCCGAGGAGAAGCCAGAGGCAGCGCCGGCGGAGGGCAGAUGUCCCACGUGGAGCCCGCCACAUGAGAACCGCCCCACGAUCCACUGUCUGGGGAGUCAGAGAGGCAUCGGCUACUGGGACUCCAGGGUCUCCUCUGUGGCAGGCAGCCUGUUCUUGCACAACUCCAGGGGGCGCCACUGCCAUGAGGCCCCAGAGCUAAGCCACAUGGCGGCCCUGACUGAGACGCCAGCCCGGAGCCAGGCCCCGUAA